Molecule: messenger RNA, 3745 nt
Organism: Girardinichthys multiradiatus
Lineage: Eukaryota; Metazoa; Chordata; Actinopteri; Cyprinodontiformes; Goodeidae
Gene: slc26a10
Product: solute carrier family 26 member 10
Exons: 18
Coding region: 216-2291 (691 amino acids)
Biological process (GO): transmembrane transport
Cellular component (GO): membrane
Molecular function (GO): sulfate transmembrane transporter activity; oxalate transmembrane transporter activity; chloride transmembrane transporter activity
Source: RefSeq, a predicted model, not a curated record
GAGGCAGGGCCUAAGAUGAGGAAAAAAAAGUUAGUUAGUACUGUAACCAAAAAAAGUUGAGUUUUAAGCCAUGUCAUUGGCUGAGGAGAAUCUGUCAGGAAAAUGCAAUGGCUCGCUGAGUCAGGAGGAGUCUGACCAUAUAUUUAUUGCAACUUAAAAAAACACACCUACACUAAUUCAGCCGCGGCGCCCGCAGGGACAACCAUCCUCACGACAUGAGCGCUCCAGUAGCUGUAUACAGGAACAUCUACACGGAGGACCGGUUCAAGCAGGCCUACGGCUCCGAUGACAACGCGACUGGAAGUCUGCGGCUGCGGGAGAAACUGGCCGGGAAGUGCAAGUGCUCAAGGCGAGGAUGCCUUCACCUGCUCAGGGAGCGAGUCCCACUUUUCAGCUGGCUGCCGAGAUACAGACUGAGGAAAUGGAUUUUAGGAGACGCUAUAGCUGGACUGACUGUUGGUAUUCUUCAUAUUCCGCAAGGUAUGGCCUUUGCUUUGCUUACAUCAGUGGCUCCGAUUUUUGGCCUCUACACCUCCUUCUUCCCAGUAGUCAUGUAUAUGAUUUUUGGCACUGGCCGCCAUGUUUCCACAGGUACCUUUGCUGUAGUGAGCCUGAUGACCGGUUCUGUGGUGGAGCAGCUGGUUCCAACUCCUCUGGCCUUCAACUCCAGCUCGUCUGAAGCAGCAGACUUAGAGGCCCAGCGGAUUGGAGUGGCUUCAGCUGUAGCACUACUAUCAGGAAUCAUCAUGCUCUGCAUGUUUGGUCUUCAGCUUGGCUUCCUCUCUACCUACCUGUCAGAGCCAAUUGUUAAGGCUUUCACCAGUGCUGCUGCCUUCCAUGUUACCGUCUCGCAGCUGCAAAGCAUGCUGGGCCUGAGACUCCCUCGCAACACUGGGUCUUUCUCUCUCUUCAAGACUUUAGCCUUAGUGAUGGAGAACCUGUCUCACACCAACAUGGCCGAGCUGCUGAUCUCUGUGGUGUGCCUGGCUGUACUGGUCCCAGUUAAGGAGGUCAACACACGUUACCGGCACCGCCUGCGCACACCCAUCCCUGUGGAGAUCCUCAUGGUGAUUAUUGCUACAUGCGUGACAUAUUUCUCCUCGCUAGAUUCCAGUUACAACAUUGAGAUAGUUGGCCAUAUCCCCGCUGGAUUCCCAAAGCCUCAGUUGCCUGCUUUCCACACUUUCCCAGCCAUUGCUGGAGACACGAUUGCCAUAACGUUUGUUGGAUAUGCUGUGUCUGUCUCCCUGGCGAUGAUUUAUGCUGACAAACAUGGAUAUUCUAUACAUCCCAACCAGGAGCUGCUAGCUCAUGGGAUCUCCAACACCGUAUCCUCCUUUUUCACUUGUUUCCCCAGCUCAGCCACUCUGGCCACCACCAACAUACUGGAGAGUGCUGGAGGAUACACACAGCUCUCAGGCCUCUUCACCAGUCUGGUUGUCUUGAUUGUCCUCCUUGUUAUUGGACCCCUGUUCUACUUCCUUCCCAAGGCAGUGCUGGCAUGCAUCAAUGUUACCAGCCUCAGGCAAAUGUUCUUGCAGUUCCAAGACUUACCCGAGCUUUGGAGAAUCAGCAAGCUUGACUUUAUGGUUUGGGUUAUAACCUGGCUGUCUGUGGUGGUACUGAAUGUGGACCUUGGCCUGGCAAUUGGGGUGCUUUUCUCUAUGAUGACUGUGAUUUGUCGAACACAAAGGGCUGACUGCUCAGUUCUUGGGUGGGCGAGCAACACAGAAAUAUACAGACCCAUGGAGAACCACAGCAAGUGCUAUGAAGUGCCUGGAGUGAAAAUCCUGACAUACAACGGGCCCAUUUACUACGGCAAUCGCAGCUUCUUCAGGGAGAAAAUGAGCAGGGUGCUGGGUCUCACACCAGAAAAGAUCCGCAGUCGGGAAAAGGCCAAGAAAGCUUUGGAGAAACGGGAGAGAGAGGCCUGUGUCAGCAGUGUGGAGAGAGGCAUUGCAAACACAUCAUUUUCCUCAGUAAAUGAGUUCUUUGAAUCAGAAACAUCAGAAAAAGAUGUGCAGGCCGUGCUGAUUGACUGUAGUAGAGUCAUAUUUGUUGAUGUUGCUGGAGCCAGACUCUUCACACAGAUGUGCACCGAGUGCCAGAAAAUUGGAGUCCAUCUGUAUUUAGCAAAUUGCAACGAGAAUGUCUUAAAGAUCCUCACGUCAAGUGGCCUGAUGAGUCACAUGAAUCCUCAACAUAUUUUCGUCACCGUUCAUGAUGCUGUUCUGUAUAUUCAGCAGCAGAGGGAAAAACCUCUAGAGACCAACCCAACAGUUUGGGUAUGAACCCGGAGGACAGCGCUGAGUCUUGCUCAGCUCCAGUUUCUGUGACUCAGCUGUUAAGGAGCAGAAAACAGCUGGUUCAGACUGUACUGUAUGGGAGUAUUUCAAAGAAACAGUAGCCACUUGUAGCAACAUUUUAUACUUAUAAUAGUAACAUUUCAGCAUUAGCAGUUCCUUUGCAGAUAUCACACUCCCUGCUGGCACCAUUAAAUCAAUUCUAGCUGGGGUUAAUUAAAGGAGAGGCAGUUCCUCAACACUAAAACUCCUAAUCCAGAGUUUUAGCUGGAGAAGUUAUUUUAAAUGACCUUUAAAAUCUUCCAGCAGCUUUGAUGACAGUGCAUUAUUAUGACAACUGUGUGGAGUUAAACUACCACUGUACAUCACCCCGAACACACCGUCCCUUUGGUGACACAUGGUGAUGGCAACAUCAUGCUGUGGGCAUGCUCCAGCAGGGUGUGAUGGUGAGAUGGCGGGAAGAUGGAUAGACUCAAGUGAAGGGAAAUCCUGGAGGAAAACCUGUAAGUAGCUGCAAAAUACUUUGGGCAGAUUUAAUCUAGACAAUCACUCUAAACAUACACGUAGAGUUCAAAUUAAAUGGCCUGCUUAUGUUUUUAGAAUGGCCUAGUCAAAGUCUAGUCCUAAAUCCACAUCAGAAUCUAUUUUGCACAGAAGAAAGGGAAAAAAUAUUCAGUGUUUAGAUGUGCAAAGCAGGAAGAGUCACACCCAGAAAGACUUCUAGCUGUAAUUGCAGAAAAAAAAAACAUUGAAACAGGGGUGCUUAAUGCAACAACACACUUGAUAAAGGACAGUUGCACAGCCAUCUAGUAGCUUUUAUAACAGUAUUUAUAUUUAAUAUAAAUUGAUAAUGAAUUGUUCAUCUUCAUAUAGGAACUACUGUCAAUAAAUAUUAAAUGGAAGAUUUCUUCCUAUACUUUUGGGUUAAUACAGGUCAUAAAAAAGUGCCUUUUUUCAGGGGGUUGAAAGAGGUUAGUGUAGAAUGUGAAGCAUACCAACUUUGUCAGAUUUUGAAAAGGGAUGAGGAGGAUGCUUUGUAUUCACUUAGAUAAUGAAAAUGUGUGACUCAAAUAUGAAAAUUAAAGGAAAAAAGCAACAAAACACUGAUUCAAAUCUGAAACAAUGGCAGGAGAGCUGUUUACUGUGACAAAGACAAAAACAUAGUAAUUGCGUCCACAGAGUUGUUACAGUACUAAUAAAGAUGCAGUGUAAAAAUAAUAAAAUGCAACUUUAUGUCUUCUUUUCUUUUUAUUAGUUUUUAUGAAAGUCAAUUCAAUUAACCUUUUGUGAUGUGUUGCCUCUUUUUUGCCAUGCUGCUGCCCCCUGCUGCCCAACAGCUGUUACUUCUACAACCAAGAUUAAUCCUAAAACCUUGACCUGAAAAUACUAGUCUGGUUUGAGUUUAAAACCAUAAUAAAAAAUAAAGAAAUGUGUAAUUAUGA